GAUCGGGCCCAUGAUCUCCGUGGUAAUGGCACCAAUCUUACUCCAUGCCGCUUCGCAAGAGCUCUCCCUGUCAACCGAUGAGCACAUGUUUGCCACUGCAGCGCUCCUGUUGAUGAUUGCAAGCCUAUCCGUAAUCGGAUGCGUGCUUGAGGAGACCUGCCAGUGCCCGCGCAACUUCCCUCUCCUGGUUUUGGUUGCGCAAAUCAGCACUUUGGUUUUGGCAGUGGUCAUUUGGCCAUCCCUGUUCGGGACCAGCUUGCCGAAGCCGAAUGAGGUCGAGGAGUGGCUGUCAAAGCGUUGGCAGAACGUCCUACGAGCAAGGGGCAUAGCUGACCCCGUAGUCGCCACGCAAGCUGCCCAAGCUUCUGGAAAUGUUGAAGCAGAUGUUGCCUCUGCUAACCUCCGCGGUGCAGUAGAGACUCCGGAGCCCUCCACCCCUCUUCCAGCUCCAGUGGGCUGGCUCUCUGCUGGCGAAGGGUACUGCGAAGAUGGCAAGUCCCACCAAGAGUUCAACUCCUUGCACGCCAUCGGGAAGACUCUUCAGGAAUGCGCUGACGUGGCCAUGUCGGACCCGGAGAGUGUUGCUUUAGACUUCUCCACUGCUGACGGUGGCUGCGAUAUACG
Molecule: messenger RNA, 624 nt
Organism: Symbiodinium necroappetens
Lineage: Eukaryota; Dinophyceae; Suessiales; Symbiodiniaceae
Source: the annotation of a GenBank genome assembly